CUCACACACAAAGUUUUGUCGUAGGAUAGUUGGUCGCUGUGCUGAAAAUCUUCCAGAAACUGUUCCUGACCUACAGUCCUAAGCACAGAUCUAGGAUCAGAUCAUCCUCAUCAAAUCCAAACCAGGACCUUAUUAAACCACAAGGGGAAACCUGACCUCAGACCAGCGUUAAAACCUCACAUCUUCCUGCCCAGACACUGACACUCCGUCCAGAAUUCCUCUGCGCUCCAGCCGUCCAUCCAUCCAUCCAGCUGUCCAUCCAUCCAUCCACACCCCAGCCAUCCAUCCAUCCAGCUGUCCAUCCAUCCAUCCACACCCCAGCCAGCCAGCCAUGGGUCUGAUGAGCGAGGACAUGGAGUGCUGUGUCUGCCUCCAGCCCUACUCUCGCAAGGAGAAGAUUCCUCGGAUGCUCCACUGUAAGCACACAUUCUGUGGGCUGUGCUUGCAGGCGAUGUCCAGGCUCCAGAGCGGCCUACUGACAGUCUGCUGCCCCCUGUGCCGUUGGAUCACCUGCACCGAGCCCAGCCUCACCCUGCCGGGGUCGCUGUGGGUUAACACUGAGAUCUGGGACCAGAUACUAGACAGAAAACAGGAAGAGGAGGAGGAGGAGGAAGAGGAGGAAGAGUGGAAGGGAGCUAACAGACAGACACAGACCACUACACAGUACAAAUGUUCUACAUCAAGGCAUUGUGGCCUGAGGCUCAAACUACAGAAUUUCCUGAGGAGGAUGAAGCACAAUGUACUGUAAACCGAAAAGACGAAGAGCAGAGAAAGAAGACUGGAUUUUCCCAUUUCAGAGUAGGAGAUACUUAUUGAGUAAUGAAGCUAAUUCAUAAAACAGGACCGACUGGUGAUUUUCCAUAAUGAAGCAAGAUUGAACCAAUUAUUCAUAUGCUUUGUGUUUGAUUGACUUUGGGUGUAAUGUUCUCAGUCAACUUACCUGGUAAAAUAAGGGUUCAAUUAUAAUAUUAAUAAUAUAGGAUGGAUAGGUGGAGGAAAUAAAAAAUAAGAUAUUAAAUGGAUUGAGGAAGAAAGAAAGAUAAAGGAAGUUAUGAAUAGAUGGAGAGACAGACAGACAGACAGACAGACAGACAGACAGACAGACAGACAGACAGACAGACAGACAGACAGACAGACAGACAGACAGACAGACAGACAGACAGACAGACAGACAGACAGACAGACAGACAGACAGACAGACAGACAGACAGACAGACAGACAGACAGACAGACAGACAGACAGACAGACAGACAGACAGACAGACAGACAGAUAGAUAGAUAGAUAGAUAGAUAGACAGACAGACAGAGGGGUGAAGGUUAGAGACUGUGUGCUGUACAAUGUGUGCUGUGUACAAUACAAUAUACUGUGAUCAAUGUUUAUAAUAAUGUUUAAUGAUUUGAUAAAAGGUGUAUUACUGCGUGAAGGAAGUGGAGGUUCAGUAUUUAUUAUGACAUCAUUUUAGAACAGCUUUAAUGUUGCAGAUUGUUUCUUUUAUCAAUGUAAUUGUCUGCAUCAUUUCCAGUCCCACAAACCAGGGAUGUUGGAUUUGUUGAUCCUCAUUGUACAUGUUUAAUUCAUCUGUUCUGUUUGAAGAGCAGGUUUUUUAUACUGGAAUUAUAUUUAUUGGUUAAUAAAUACAUCCACUUUAAAAUAA
Oncorhynchus kisutch (coho salmon) is the source of this 1656-nucleotide messenger RNA. RefSeq names its product E3 ubiquitin-protein ligase RNF186-like. Gene Ontology annotation, biological process: protein ubiquitination. The transcript is spliced from 3 exons. Bases 332 to 748 code for a protein of 138 amino acids. The record is from RefSeq and is a predicted model, not a curated record. Gene Ontology annotation, molecular function: ubiquitin protein ligase activity. NCBI's taxonomy places the organism in Eukaryota, Metazoa, Chordata, Actinopteri, Salmoniformes, Salmonidae.